CUUGACCUCAGUGUGAAUGAGAUUGUGAGAUGAGCUUAACCUCUCUGAGGGCAACCUACCUACUUGGACUUGCAAUAUGUUCACAUGCCUUAGGAUGAGAGAGUCACUUAUACUGUCACUCACAUGCCGGGUAUAACAGACUAUCAGCCUACCUGUUGGUGACGUGGAGAUACAACAUCAUUCAUUUCCUCGGGGCUUUGAUUGCAACGAACCACCUACCUAAUAAGACACAUGGUUUGAAUCACCUCACUCCAAACAAAAUGAAUGGGCUUUUGACUGCCGUGAGCACUACCUACCGCGAAAAGGAUGCUCCGCCUCUGACGGAGGCCAGGUCGACAAAUCGAGUCAGCCCCGCCGUCAAUUCCCCAGAGGAGGCCCUGGAGGUGCUCCGGCAUGAGCCUGACUAUAGCACACUCAUCACCGUCUUGAGAUUUCUGGGGCGCGGAGUGUGCCAAAAAUCUGCCACAUUCAACAUCGCCGUACCAAGUCCUAUCGGGGCUAAACUGGUCCAAGUUCUCGCAACCGAUAUCGCGUCAAACUACUGGACUCUACUGAGAGAAGAGAGUGCGGUGGGGUCAGAGGACGAGAGCCGGGGGACGGCAAGAUCCGAUCUCCAGGCCUUGCUUCUGUGCCUCCGGAGCAUUCCUGGUGUCAACGCCGUCCUCCUCCAGCUAAGGGCCCUGACCCUAGAAGCGAAGUCCGAGAAGAAAGAAGUUAAACGUCCAGACCUCGCUGCCAACUUGAGAAUUACACUAGAACUCCUCUGUGCCCUGUUGGAUGGUCAGGAAAGCCCGUGGCAGAUCUGGUCCUCGUCAGCGGAGGCGGCAGACAGUCCAGCCAGGAGGAGGCCGCUUGCCCAAGAGUUCCUGACCCUCCUUGGCAGUGGGCGGGUUAUUUCAUGGGCUGCCGAAGCCGACGAUAUUCUCGCAAAUUCCGACAAGACAGCGAAGGAGGGCGCGUUUUGGGUCACUAACAGAGCAGAAUACUGCACAUGGCUGGCUCAGGGUGUCUGCCGGUGGAUUUCUCGCGACAGGUCAACAGACGAUGCCAAGUUAUGUGCGGAGCUGCUGGCCAGAACCUUGCGCCUAGGGAGCACUGAUAUCGUCAUCAAGCUGCUCCUUGAGACCCUCAUUCUGAGUAAGAGCUCAAACCCUGACCGUUUCCGUCUUCUUUUUGACGGCCUUCCCAAUCUCGACCAACGCAGAGUUCUCCUUGCAGUCUUGAAGUUCCUCUCAGAGACACACUUGAACAAACUGGGUCUCUGUGAAUCUCCUGAGAGUGCAGAGGUGAUAUCAGCCGCCUCUGGCAUUAUCAGUACGGUUGUAGGGCAGGAUCAAGACAAGACCAACCACCUAAUUGCUUGGCUCACCAGUUCUUCUGGGGCCGGCUUGGGCGAUGGAGUCGGUAUCCGCCGUGCCGUCCUCGCGGUUAUAUCCCGAAACAGGGACAACCUUGUGGACGUACUGGAGAAAACCGUUGCCCAGUUUGGGGAUCAGCUAUAUAUCAAACACUCCCCGAUUCUGCAGCAGGAAGUGCAUGCUCAGGUUCUACUGUUGAGCGCAGGUUAUGUCCACCGGUUGACUCCAGUCAAGCUGUCCAUGAUAACAAGGUCGAGCCCAUGGUUGAAUGCAAUAUCGAAUCGGCUUGCUGCUACCCAGCAGAGAGCACGGUUCCUCGGAAUGGUCGUUGGAGAAGCCAUCUCGGGCCUCGUCGACAAUGGUGACAAGAGGCUGGACUUCCAUAUAGAUGAGACAAACCUCGAGGAGGGGAAAUGGUAUAAGGCCCUCGCAGAGACAGCGGAUAGCGUUGGUCGAAUUGACACGCUGAGGCAGCAAGGCCACGUCGGAAGAGAAAAGUCCGUGAGACCACAGAAGCCGAGAACUGAAAGGCCACCAGUUAGGCGGCAGCCCGUGCCGCCCAAACAAGGCUUCAUCAUCGAGGAGGUCGAGGAUGACGACAGCGAAGACGAUGACUUGAUACCAUAUGCAAAACCGGAAUCCGACGCCGAGGAUUCGGACGAUGACCCGACACUGAUCAACCGUGACAAACCAAAACCGCCAGUCUACAUCAGAGACCUGAUCCGGUAUCUAAGGGACACGGAUAACUAUGACCAUCAGAAGCUGGCUCUGACAACGGCACCUACUCUGAUUCGCAGGAAAGCCAAUUAUGGGACCGAGGUCAAGGAACAUGCGGAAGAGCUGGCAACCCUGCUUGUCGGGUUACAGGACAAAUUCGACAUGGAUAACUUCUACGAACAGAGAGCCCAGGGAAUGAUCGCUCUCGUAAUCGCUCAGCCUCAGGUCAUGGGCCCGUGGUUCGCAAAAACAUUCUUCGACGGCGAUUACUCGGUGACGCAAAGAGCUUCGGUGCUCAUUGUCCUCGGCAUUGGGGCGAGAGAGUUGGCAGGCUUCGAGACGUCCGAGUACAAAGAUGCCGCCUCCUUCCCCUCAAAAGCUUUACCCGAAGCAGUCGAGCGGCUCUACAUUGGGACGUCGUCAUCAGGGGUCCAGCCUUCCUCAUCCUCCUCACUAAAGGCGCUUCCAAUCAAUGCCCUAGAGACGGUCGCGCAGUCAUUAACUACGGGAUUCCUGGCCCCUAUUGCCGCGAAUGCCGCCGACGCAGCUACGGGGCCAGAUGCACUCAAGCUCUCAACAUUUACCUCCCGCCUGCAGCAGCAAGGUGACUCUUCACGGAACACCAAAGCCAAAGGCACCCGGCGACCCCGCGUCCGCGCAAUCCCCAAUACCACCGCCCAGCUGCUCUACACCUCCUUCUUCUCCCCCUUGACGGCCCGCUUCCAAGCCGCGCUGCGCUCGCCGGCCUCCCGCACGCGCGGCAUCAUCUUCGAGCCGUACCUGCUCUCGCUCUACCUCAAGACCGCGGCCAUCGUCCUCCACGCGGCGGGUCCGAGCACGCUCGCGCUGCCGCAGAUGACGGCGGAGCUCUGGGGCGUGCUGCUGAGCACGGGCGUGCGGGCGCACUGCGUUGGCGACCUGGCCGCCACGCGGGCGGUGCUGUUCGCGCUGCUGGCGCUGCUGGACGUCAACGAGGACCGGAUGCGCGACGUGUGCCAGGACCUGAGCAGGGAGGUGGUGGAGACGCAGGAGUGGGUCGCCGCCGUGUUCGAGGGGAUCAGGGGCGGGGACGGCGCCGGGGAGGAGAGCGACGCCAAGAUGCUUGCUGCUUCCGUGCUGAUACGGCUGCGCGAGGGGAUGGAGAAGUACCGGCUGUUUAUGGUCGGAGACCUGAUUGGGUUCUAACUCGAGGCGAUGCCAAAAGCUGCCAUUAAGCCAGAGCAAACCAUUCCAAUUCCCUUGUUAUAGGGGGCGACGUGUAGGAUUGGGGGAACCUUGUUGGUAGAAGUACACGGACAAACGGAUUAGUCAAUAGGACAUGUAUUUGCACUGUCCCAUCUAUCCCACCGUCUCUCAAGAACCGCUAGCCUAGCUGAUACCCCGUGAUGAAAAGGCUGAAUCCAAAAAAGAGUUCAAAAAGGGGUCUCACGUGACUGACAGUGGCAAUGUCGGGUUAGCUCGGAUACUCGGAACUGACGGUCACCCAAAAGUGCGUCAUGUCAACUGACAAAUCAACUUGCUCAUUGAGAACACUGGACA
Molecule: messenger RNA, 3614 nt
Organism: Phialemonium atrogriseum
Lineage: Eukaryota; Fungi; Ascomycota; Sordariomycetes; Cephalothecales; Cephalothecaceae
Product: telomere length regulation protein-domain-containing protein
Exons: 3
Coding region: 261-3260 (999 amino acids)
Biological process (GO): telomere maintenance via telomerase; protein stabilization
Cellular component (GO): cytosol
Molecular function (GO): telomeric repeat DNA binding; Hsp90 protein binding
Source: RefSeq, a predicted model, not a curated record